AUGAGGGACUCUAAACCGUCGAUCUACUCAUGGAUCAUUCAAGUUUGCAAAAGGAAUGCAUCAGAACGUCUCAUGAACGCAACCGACCCACGCAUGCUGCCCAGCCAUAGAUGUCAAGCAUGGAAGAUGAACGUGCCGGCCAUUCGGAAAUAUGUCCUCUAUCGUGUGGUCACAGCCAUAGACGCCAAGCGUGGAACCUCGUUGCCUUUCGAAUUCAAGACCGUUCUUAUUGUUUCUGGAUGGUGCUUUAUCGGCGCCCUUUGGUGUUUCCAGUACAUGGCCCUCUCAAAUUGGACGGUCAUCAAUUCUCGAGCAUCCGACAACUUUGACUGUGUUAAUCUCCACCGUACUAUCCGUGAUCACGACGAGAGUCUCGUACAGCGGGUCGACAAGGAUGGUUUCAAUGUGAUAAUCGACCUAGAUCGCCACCUUUUUGGUUCCCCUCUUCGAGGUCUUGGAAAGAACUAUACCACCGCAGAAGUUAACUGUCAGGAUGGGAAUUCUAUAGUGCCUAUUCUGAUACCUUCGAUUUCAUUUCCCAUUGGGGACAACUUGGAUGUGGAAACUAUGUUAUACGCCACCUUUUUAAAUGCGACCACUCUCGAAUUGAACCCAGAUACUGAGGACUUUCUUCCGACAGUCCGCAGGCUUCCCAGGCUUCAUCCGGUACAAGUUUGGUACACGAACGAGCCCGCCCGUUUACUAUGUGCUCACCAAUUCAACUUGAAAGAUAUUCUGAUGACAGACCGUACUAAAUAUGCAUUCCUGCCUACGACCGUCUGCGAGGUCGUCCUGCAUGUGAUGGAAUCGGCGAGCAUGGAAGGAAGGAAACGGCUAGGCGUAUCAGAAUUGCGGUCCACCAUGUAG
Suillus fuscotomentosus is the source of this 867-nucleotide messenger RNA. RefSeq lists its product as uncharacterized. The record is from RefSeq and is a predicted model, not a curated record. NCBI's taxonomy places the organism in Eukaryota, Fungi, Basidiomycota, Agaricomycetes, Boletales, Suillaceae. The transcript has 6 exons. Bases 1 to 867 code for a protein of 288 amino acids.